This is a messenger RNA of Amyelois transitella, 1446 nucleotides long. Its product is annotated as lipase 1. The transcript has 5 exons. The record is from RefSeq and is a predicted model, not a curated record. NCBI's taxonomy places the organism in Eukaryota, Metazoa, Arthropoda, Insecta, Lepidoptera, Pyralidae. The coding region runs from base 23 to 1324 and encodes 433 amino acids. Gene Ontology annotation, molecular function: hydrolase activity, acting on ester bonds. Gene Ontology annotation, biological process: lipid metabolic process.
AAAUAUCAAAAUCAUUUAUUUUAUGUGUAAGUAUUUUGAAAUGUGGGUAACAAAGUGUGCGUUAGUGUUUUUAGCGUGCGCAGUCGUCGUAUUUGGGCGUCGUUCCCCAAAUGCCGCUGAUAUCGAGGAGUAUUAUUUAAGAGGACCCGAAGCCGGCAGAUAUUCUAAUGAUUUGAUUGAAGAUGCUCUUUUGGAUGUGCCUGAUCUUGUUAGGAAGUAUGGGUACAGCCUGGAAGUGCAUAAUGUACGAACUGAAGACGGGUAUCUUCUGGAGUUACACAGGAUCCCACAAGGGCGGGACCAAAACAAUUUCCCAGAUCAUACUAGACCUGCAGUGCUGGUACAACACGGUCUUACCUCGUCCUCAGCCGAUUUUGUUUUGAUGGGGCCUGGAAUAGGUUUAGGCUACAUUCUCGCAGAAGCAGGAUUCGAUGUAUGGCUCGGUAAUGCACGCGGGAAUUACUACUCAAGAAAGCACUCCACUCUAGAUCCCGACGCCAGAGAGGAUCGGGGGGAGUUUUGGCGCUUCAGUUGGGAAGAAAUUGGUUCCAAGGACCUCCCCGCUAUGAUAGACCACAUUUUAGCAGUAACUGGCAAACCUCGUCUCCACUACAUUGGACACUCUCAAGGAACUACAGUCUUCUUCGUGAUGGGUGCCCUUCGCCCUGAAUACAACGAGAAAAUAAUUUCAAUGCAUGCUCUAGCUCCAGUAGCCUAUAUGGAGCAUAACAUAAACAGAUUGUUUUUGGCACUUGCACCGUACGCGAAUAGCCUUGAGCUUCUAGGCAGACUAAUUGGUGUCUACGAGGUAUUGCCAAACAGUCCUUUUUUUACUGAAAUGGGACAAAACUACUGUGCCGACGGCACUACUACUCAAAUCCUGUGCUCGAACUUCAUGUUUUUGUUUGCUGGUGGCGGGGCGGAGUUCCACAAUGCUACGAUGCUGCCCGUCAAGCUUGGACACACCCCUGCUGGUAUUUCGCUUCGACAAAUCGCGCAUUACGGCCAACAUAUCAGCAAAGACUUCUUCAGGCGUUACGAUCAUGGGCUUUUGACGAAUUUCAGACUAUAUGGAAGCUUUACACCUCCAAGUUUUGAUCUUUCUAAAGUUACUUCGCCUGUCUUUUUGCACUACGCUGAAGUCGACACAUUUGCGCAUCCAGACGAUGUUGAAAGAUUGUGGAGAGAAUUGGGACGACCAAUGGGUAAAAUACGGGUGGCUCAUCGCGCUUUCGGCCACGUCGACUUCAUGUGGGGCACUGAAGCAAAGACCUUGGUUUAUGAUCGAGUUAUUGAUAUAAUGAAAUCGUUUGGAAACUUAUAAUAAAAAUACCUACUGACCCAAUAUUUGACUUGACUGAGAAAUAUCCUGAUAUACUUAGCGAGAAAUAUCCUUAUAAUAAUAAUAAUAUAAUAUAUAAUAAUAAUAAAUAUUAUAAAGCUGAA